Messenger RNA from Biomphalaria glabrata, 1174 nucleotides. RefSeq lists its product as uncharacterized. The record is from RefSeq and is a predicted model, not a curated record. Lineage: Eukaryota; Metazoa; Mollusca; Gastropoda; Planorbidae. The transcript has 6 exons. Bases 577 to 1137 code for a protein of 186 amino acids.
UUGUACAUGUAUAUGCUGUUCUUUCAGAUCUGAAGAUUAAUGCACCUGAGCCAGACUUAGGCUUAUGUAAACUAGGCAGCUGGAGUCAAAGCAAUUUUUUUAAAGAAAAGAAAAAGAGAAACUUUUGACCAAUGUUCCGUUUGGAGUACACUAGGUUUUAAAUCAAUUGCUAUCUCUCUUUUUUUUCAAUGUUUAUUUAAAAUGUUUCUAUUUCCUUGGGGGCCACCAAACUCACUUCGCCUAGGCCCUCUAGCCCAAACCUGCCGCAGGACGACGUAGAUAGCAGCGGCCAGAGUUCAAGCCCAGGACUGACUAGACCAACAAACGACAGCCCAGAGCACAGACCAACAGGGCCAUUCAGCAAUACUGGUGUAAAUUAAAUUCUAAAAUCUCUUACAUACAAGUGUUUCAUUCUACUAUAAAGAAAUUAACUUUUCGAUAAAUAAUGAUUAAUAACCUACAAAAAGUGAAUACACAAUACUUUGCAUUUGGUCAACCUGAGAUUUAAAGACUCGAAUAUUGUCAGUGCUGGGUGCUGACAGUGCCAGAUAUGUUUUACUGUAAAGCACUGAAUACAUGUUUUAUGAAGUCGUCAUUGGCAUUUUUUUUUCUGUAAUAAGCGAAUGUUCCGGCUUAUCCAAGUAUAUGUCAAAGAUACUAGAGUUCGAUGGACUAAGGAAUGUAUCGUUUUGGAUUGCUGUCAGUUCGACCGAUGGGUGUUAUUCUUCUGAUUUCAAGCUGGUAGAAAGAAGCUUAGUGGAAGAGCUAUUGGCGGAGAGAAAUUUGGGGAAAGAGUAUGCCUCUCUGGUUCUCAAUGACAAAAGAUAUCUUGAGCUAAAUUAUGAGUUAUACAAAUUGGAAGAAACUUUAAAAGUGGAUGCGUGGCACGCAAACGAUCAGAGAAAUCAAGUCUUUGGAGGUAAAUGUAAGAAAUGGUUCAAUCAUAUGUGCCUUGGAGGAAACGGAAAGAGGUCACUGGAAGACCUGAACGGAUCCACAUCAAACCAAUCAGCUAUAGGAGGUGUUGAAAAACAAAGAAAUCCAGCAAGUUCUAGUGGUCAAGCGAAGGUCAUGUCCAAAGCGUCAUUCGCAGUUAUUGUUCUUUGUCUUCUUGUCCAACUAUUCAAGCGCAGAUAACAUUAGUAUUAAUAAAGUUACCCUAUUCCAUUGAAAA